This is a messenger RNA of Coregonus sp. 'balchen', 4104 nucleotides long. NCBI's taxonomy places the organism in Eukaryota, Metazoa, Chordata, Actinopteri, Salmoniformes, Salmonidae. The record is from the annotation of a GenBank genome assembly.
AUGUCAGGGACUAUAUCUUGCCUCACUGAGGAUGUCUCCAUUCUCUUUUAUCAUCUUUGUUGUCACAGACUUGAGAAGCAGCCAGCAGGCCAGGGUUGGUACAAAAAUAAAAUAAUAAUAAUCUAAAACUGGCUAGUUAGCUCGCUAGGUGGCAUCAAGAAGUCAGCAAUAAAUAGCUAAAAUACCAAACUACAACUAAUUAUGUAAUGAAACUGACAUUAUGCAGUUGAUUCUGAUUGUGUCUACAGAUUUGUUCGAUUAAUUUUGAUGUAUCAACAACUACAAAUCCUGUUGAUGGGUGGUGGUAACUAGCUAACUAAGUAGCUAACAUUAGCUAACUAGGUAGUUAGCUAGCGCAAAUAACCGGAUUUGAUGAGGCAAGAGUAUAGUUUUAACCAUUUUAAAAUAGUUACUAUAUUCAGGUCUGUCAUUUCAAAUAUUGAAUAUUACUGCGAGCUUUUACCUGUAUCUCCGGACUCCAUAGUUGCAGCUAACCAGAUCUUUAUUCCCUGAUACGAGCUAUCUGUUGCUAAGCUAGCCUGCGCUUCACUAGUUUCCGCUUCCUGUCGGUCUCGCAAAUCGACUCCUAGAACAGCGAAUUAUGUCGGUUGUCGCUACCCGUACAUGUUCCCUCUCGGUUGUCUGGUAGAGAAUCAGAAGAUGGCUGAAGCUCCCCCACGGCCCUGCCGGUUUUUCUGUCACCGAUGUUCAGCAGAGAUCAACCCUCGUCUCCCGGUAAGCAUUCCAGAGAGGUUUUUGUCGUUGACAAAAGAAAACCAUUGCCAGCUGUAUUAUUUUGUAUUAUUUUAUCCACGAUAUCCUCUGGCUGAAGCAUGAUAGCUAGCUAACGUUAGCUUGUAGCUAGUAGAACGUUCACGUUGCCAAUCAUUUGACAGCUAACGUUAUAGCUUCGUGUUAGGAUGUUUCGAGGUCAUGCCUCUGUGACUUGUUGGAUUAGCUAAGGAGUUACCCAGAUCUUCAAGUGACAGCGUGUUUCUCUCUUUAUAAUAUGAGACCUGUUCAUUAUUGUGACAGCUUGCCGGAUAAACAGGGAAAUCGGGCCCUAGCACCUCCAAAGGUAGAUAGCUACCUAACUUAAAGCAGAAAUCAGAAGUUGAAACAAUAACAAAGCGACUCCCCACCACAGUUUCGGUAACAAAGUAAGGGGAUGGGGCUGGAGAAAUGUAGCCACUGUCAAAUUCAAAGCUAAGGAUGCAAGGAAUGACCAUCCAUGAUAUCAAAAGUAUAGUUUAAACAUGUUUUUAGGCUAUAUAGUGGUUGUUUACAUUUACUUUGUUUACAAACAUUGGAGUUAAACAUGCAUAUAUUUUGGGUUCUAAUGCGUACGACAGUUGAACUAAGCUCAUAAGGCAUUUAUAAGUUAUAUUCUUUAAGAAUCAAUGGGUACAUAUAAUUAAUUUAUACAUCCACAAUUGGAUGUAGCAACUAGUGAUUACCCCUUUAAGUUAUGAUCUCACAAAGUGUGACUUUCAAAAAACACAAUUGUCACAAUCAUUAGGCUAUGUACACCACCAACUCAUUUCCAUAGCUGCAACAACCUGUUUCAACAGUCUGUUGUUGUAUGGUCAUUCAUAGGAAGCUUCUUGAAUUGUACAGUGCAGUAGCUUUCAGAUAGCUACCUGUGUGGAGAGCCUUUGCAAAGAGCUAAUGGUACUCAAAGAUCUCUCAAUAGCAAUGCAUUAUUGAAUGGAUCAUAAGCUAUUGUUAAAAUGAUCAACUCUGUGAAUGGAGCUACAGUGUGUCAAAGGGUGAGGUCAAUAGCUAACUUGUUUGAUUUUGAAUUCAAGCCACAUCUGGUUGAAGCUAGCUAACAAUCUCAAUUCCCAGGUACACACAUAGCCUACAAAGGCAAGGUUGUUGUUUUGUUUAGCUUCACAUCAAAUUAAAACAUGAAAGUGUAUGAGACUGACUGAUGACAGUUAUGAUUAUGUUAUAAUUUAGAUGUAUCUCUGCUCUCCUGCAGGAUUACACCUGUCCACGGUGUGAAUCUGGCUUCAUUGAAGCGCUAUCAGUGGAGAGAAGGUAGCCUACAGUAUCAUCUGCCUGUCUAUCAGAGUUUAAAGCCCUUUCAGCAGCACUUCUCCAUUGACAAUGCUCUCUGUGUCUGGGAAACAGGCUGUCAGUGUUUAGGCUCAUUUCUAUCACAUUGGUUCAUAGUUGAAGAUAAGAUGAGAACAUGUCAUUUCUGAUAUUUUGUAUCUUUCCAGCACUGAAAAUGGGUCCACAUCCACUGCCUCCACAAGCGAUCAGACCCGUCCGACUUUUGAGGUUAGUGACACAGAACGCCUUUGUUCCUCAACUCAACAGUUGGUCCUUAUGAACUCAUGCACCUGGGUUGGACUGCAAGGUAGUGACAGUAUAUGUUUCCCUCUUUGUCCUCCCGAAGAGUAUGGACCACCAGCACAUGUUUACAUUUCCGCCCGGAUAUGGCCAGUUCGCUCUGGGGAUUCUUGGCGAGAAUUUCGACCUCCGAGCGGGGCUGCCGGCAGAAGAUAACCGCGAGACAGAGAACCGGCGGGAACGGGAGAUAGCGUCACGGCAACGGUACAGCGCCCGGCAACCACAGGGACGACACAUGCAACGGCGACCGGGACAGAGAUACGAGGGAGUGCCCACAUUAGAGGGGUAAGGAACACUUUCCAGCUUGCUUGCCCUAUGAAACAUUGUUUGCUUGCCCUGUAGGAAGGAGAUGAGAAAGGAAUUAUGAAAGGAAUUCAUACACUGCUUGUGUAGCGACAUGGCUCAGUUUCCUUCAGGAAUAAUUCAAGAAGUGGCUAAGAUAUUUCUCAUUGUCCCUCUGCAGAAUCCUCCAGCAGCUAGUGAAUGGAAUCAUAGCACCCACAGCCAUGCCGAACAUUGGAAUGGGACCAUGGUAUCUGCACACUGUUAUUAUAUAAAUACCCUCAAAAUCUAUGUUGUAUUUGUAAACAUACUAGUUACUGUGUGUUUCGAGUCAUUUCUUGGAAUUCUCUUGAUAGGGGCAUGCUACACUCAAAUCCAAUGGACUACGCUUGGGGUGCCAAUGGACUUGAUUCUAUCAUUACCCAGGUAUACCCAAAUCCUCUAAACUUCACAAGGGAUUCAAUUACAAAUUCUGGUGACAUUUCCACAACUUAAUAAAACAACUUUCCCUCUCUCCCCUGUAGUUAUUGAAUCAGUUUGAGAACACGGGUCCUCCUCCUGCUGACAGAGAGAGGAUAAAGAGCCUGCCCAGCAUCCAGAUCACAGAGGAACAUGUGGGUGAGUCAACAACAACGUAUCACAGUCCCUCCACGAUUCUGUGAUCGCAUUUUUUGGGGUGCAAAAUCAACAAUUCCCUGAAUAUUAUGCCAAGGCUUGCCAAUUUAACCAAUCACUGCACAAUUUCCGUAUAAAAAAGUCAAAUGAUCGAAAUAUUAUCACAUUAAACUGACCCAUCACCGCAGUACAGAAAGAGGGCUGGCAAAUUCAGCCAAUCACUGCACAUUUACCUCAUAAUAUGGUUCAAUCAAGACACACAUCAACAAACAUUUUCCCACGUCAGCGCAUUGUCACGACAAAUUGGACAAAAUCAUUGCAUAUUGCCAUGCAAAAUGUCAGAAUUGCCACAGCAAAAUCUAAUGAAAUCCUGGAGGGACUGAUCACUCAACCAUAGAGGUCAAAGGUAAUUUUAAAGGAACAGUUCACCGCAAAAUAUUCUUUUUUAUUGCAGGUUCCAGUUUAGAAUGUUCCGUGUGCAAGGAAGACUACAGUGUAGGGGAGACUGUCAGGCAACUUCCGUGCAAUCACCUGUUUCACAAUGACUGUAUAGUACCAUGGCUGGAACAGGUAUGUGCGUUUACACCUCGGUUGAAUCCCUUUUAAAUGUAGUGGUGUGCAUGUUAAUGUCUUCUCAUUGUCUAAACUGUAAGCUGAAGCUCUUGUUUCUGUGUCCCUCUCUUUCUCCCUAAGCACGACACAUGUCCAGUGUGCAGAAAGAGCCUCAGUGGACAGAACACAGCCACGGACCCCCCGGGACUUUCAGGAAUGAACUCCUCCCCUUCCUCCUCCUCGUCAUCCUCCUCCAGCUCCCCAAGUAAUGAGAACGCUGCCAAUAACUCCUAG